CCUUCAACCCCCGCCACUCUCUCUUCCCCCUGCUGUCUUUAAAUUUGGACAUGCAUGAGCUGAAAGUGAAACAUAACCAACAGAAGAAGAUCGAAGAAGAAGAAUGGAGAGUACUUGUGAGUAUGCAAGAAAAUAUUCCAAGGAUGUUUCCCUUCACGAACUGCGAGAUAGGCUUGCAGAGUUUGCUGAGGUUAGAGGAUGGGACCAGUUUCACAGUCCUAGAAAUCUCCUGUUGGCACUAGUGGGAGAGGUCGGAGAGCUGUCGGAGAUAUUCCAAUGGAAAGGGGAGGUUGCAAAAGGGCUACCCAACUGGAGUUCUGGUGAUAAGGAGCAUCUAGAGGAAGAGCUCUCUGAUGUUCUGCUCUAUCUUAUUCGUCUUGCUGAUGUUUGCGGCCUUGAUCUUGGCCAGGCUGCAUUGACAAAGAUUGUUAAAAAUGCCAGGAAAUACCCAGUUGCUGCUCGUCAAACUACUUGAUCUUCCCACCUUUCAACUACAUAUAAAAUAUGAAAUUUUGUAGACAAUAAUUUCUCUUUUAUUUUGAAUGCAUGUCAUGUACUGUAACUAAGGCUUAGCUAAGUUGAGUUUCAGUUAACUUUUCUGUGAUCCAUGUAUUUCAAAAUAAGAAUAUUACUCUCUUUUAAUA
Manihot esculenta (cassava) is the source of this 644-nucleotide messenger RNA. RefSeq names its product dCTP pyrophosphatase 1. Gene Ontology annotation, biological process: nucleoside triphosphate catabolic process. Bases 104 to 475 code for a protein of 123 amino acids. Gene Ontology annotation, molecular function: nucleoside triphosphate diphosphatase activity. NCBI's taxonomy places the organism in Eukaryota, Viridiplantae, Streptophyta, Magnoliopsida, Malpighiales, Euphorbiaceae. The record is from RefSeq and is a predicted model, not a curated record. The transcript is spliced from 2 exons.